Schistosoma turkestanicum is the source of this 4234-nucleotide messenger RNA. Lineage: Eukaryota; Metazoa; Platyhelminthes; Trematoda; Strigeidida; Schistosomatidae. The record is from the annotation of a GenBank genome assembly.
AUGAAGUCGCCCGAAAGUGUGCUGGAUUCGGCUGCAGCUUUCGUGAAGAGACCCAGUGUGAAUGUUGAAGUGCAAGUGGAUAGAGUGAGCACACCUGUCGUCAGUCUGACCACACACAAGUUAGAACGGAAGGCGGUCGAGAAGAGUCUGUGUACCAGCUGUGGACAUCGGUACGUGAAUACCGAAGAGACGGCUUGUCAGACCGUUCAGCCCAAGAUCGAACCGGUUCCUGUGUCUGUGAGUGCGCCUGUCACUCCUUCUCCUGUGUUUUCUGUUCCUACUGCUGUUUCUUCUCCUCGUGAUGCUUGUGUUUUUGUCGCUCCUUCGGUUUUCGAUUGUUGGUCUCAAUGUAAUUUGGUUACUUCACUUGUUACUCCUCCUCUUGUAUCUUCUUCUGAUAUUUUUGAUAAUGCCUCACGUCUCUCCAAUGCACUUGUAGAUUCCUUCUGCAAAUCAGUCAUUAACCGCUCUACGGUUGGAAUUCUUACUGAUGCUGUACCGUCUCUUCCUCGUGAACGAAAACUUUCAAACCUUAUCGACACGUCUGCAUACUUCCUUAUUGAUCAUGAAUUUAUUUCUUUGCCAAUUCAGGAUGAAGAUGUUCCACUCGACUCUGGUGACCUUGAAUGGGAGUUAGUUGAUGAUAAUUUGAAAGAAUUACAUCGUAGUUUAGUGAACAGUUCUGUUCAAACUGAGGACUCAUAUAUGCGCAAGCCAGAGACCCGAAAGGAUUAUUCUCCCCCUUUUGCUGUCAGCCAAAUACCCAGCGUUAACAGGAAAAACUUUGCAGUCCAGUAUAUAUACGAGCCAAUACAAGAUAAUGCUAGUUGUCAAACACAGCUAAUGACAACUGAUAUAAUUCAGAAACAGAUUAUUCAUAACGAAGAUGCUGAAACCAUGACUGAUGAUAUAGAGCCAAAAGUUGCUAUCUUACUUCAAAACAUAAGUUCUACAGAUAUAAGAGAACGUUUAAUUGAACGUUAUUACUACACUGCACCAAGCAGUACCACAUUUAUGACUGACGCAGAAAUUCAAGUUAAUCUGACAAGCUCUGUUUACAAAGAAUAUUCAAAGGACUCCUACAUGAAAGAGACUUCGACAGAGCAUCGUAUAGAAACUGAGAAUAUAGAACUCGAAGAAUCGAGUGGACAUGAUGCUAGUGAUCAAGGUGUAUUAGGCACUUCAUAUUCACGAUACAUGAAGCGUUUGCUUCAAGAAAGUAGUGAAGCUGAAGUUUGGGAGAAACGUGCCCCGAUGCAUUCUGUCUAUGAACAUUAUCAAAGCCGUCGGCAGUAUGGGUCAGUACGUGAACAGGCUUCUAUGGCUAUGGAAGAGCCCGUUGCUGCAGCAGAUGUUGGCAUUCAAAUUGUGUUCGAUUCACCUCCACAUACUUCAUCGUCUGAAUCCGAAAUAUCAAGGUCCGAAUCACCGCUUAGUGGAUCCAGUUACACCUACGAAGCAUAUUUGAUUCGCUCAAGACUAGGACAAGUAUGUGAAGUCCAGUGUCAGUUCUGUCCUACACAUAUACCAACAGCAUCACAAACAGAUCAUUCUGGAAUUUCUAUGCAAACUGAAAGAUAUGAAAAAUUAAAGGAAGAUAUUUUUGAAAACUAUCAAAGAAGGCUGAUAAAAGAUCAAAUCGCUGAAGCGUGGACUCAAGUUGACCAAGAAUCCUACACAGAAUCUCGAGUGGAACAAGUUAGUGAACCUAUCGACGUAAUUGAAGAACGUUUCUUGGAGAUAACUGAGAAGAAAAGUAAAAAGGUUUAUAGCCAAAUAAAGGUAACUGAGGAAUUCACUGAGGAAGAGGAUUUGAUUGUUUGUGAAUUAGGUGUACAAACAGAUCCAUUCUAUGAUCAACAGCACCAUAUCAAACCAAAAGGAAUUCAUGCCUCAAUGGAUUUACGUGAAGAAAGUACCAGACAUCUAAAUACUACGGGUAUUCAAACAUCAGUCAUUCGUCUAGACAGUAUUAUCUUCUCAGGUGAUUUAGAAUGGGCUGAUGAAGAUCUGCGUGAAGUAAUUAGGAUGGGAAUUAGAUUGCUUCGAUCUGAUAAGCAUGAAAGUGAAGAUAUAUCUGUGUCAAAAUAUAAGUCUCAUCAUUUGAGUAGUUACGCCAGAUUACCGACUGAUGCUACUGGAAAGGUCCUUAUCAGUAGCGGCACACAAGUAAUUCCCAUAGAAUCAGAUUUAGAGGAAAAGUUCCAGAAGGAGUGGCAAUCAGAAGCUAUUUCUUUCCAUGAAUCUGCAGAACCCUUAGAAUCCGAUCAUAUCGUGGAAAAGGUUGGAAUGCUUACUGAGGAAAUUCACCACAUGUCGAAAAUUUUAGUUCAGCUACGUCAACGAACAUUACAAUAUGAAUUAUUUGAAUCCCAAUAUUCAACAUCUUGUAUACAUUGGAAUAAUAUUCGUGAAGUAGCCAGUCCAAGAACAGGAUUAUUUGCUCCAGUUGCAAUGGCAAUAAGGAGAGGAUGGAUACGACUUGGUGAAGCAAAUGAAUAUGUCGAUCCAAUGACUGGAGUCGCUAUUCCAUUAAAAACAGCUUAUCAACAAGGACGUAUACGAUUAACUAGUUCAUCAAGUCAUUAUGAUAGAAAUAUUAUUACAAAUACACCGGUAUUAUUAUUAAUUGAAAGAGUAUACUAUAGUUGGUGUAAAGCUUAUUUAACAAGCGUGGUUGAUACAGCUACAGGUGAAGUACUAUCUCCUGAUGAAGCAAUAGCAAAUGGUAUACUUGAAACAACAGAAGAAGAGAUACGUCUAUUAGAUAGUUUAACCAAUACAUGGAUAACUAUAGAAGAAGGUGCUGGUCGACAAAUAAUACAAUUAGAACCAUCAACUCCUACAACAGAAUCUAUGGAAGAUGAAUUAGAUGAACCAGUUAGUUGUAAAGUUUAUCAACUAACUCAUAUUUGUCCUGGUGGUGAACCAUCUCCUUGGCUAGGUCCAUUAGAAGCUGUACGUUUAGGAUUAUUAAAUUGGGAAACUGGAGAAGUUGCAGCUGAUUGGCCAGCUAGACCAAUGUUACGCAGUAUGAGUUCUACAGGGCAUUUAUCAUCAGAAGAUUUUAUUCCAACUAAAUGGUGUAGUUUUCUGACUGCAAAACAAGCUGGUUGGUUAAGAUUUAUUGAAGAAACAGAACCUCAACGUUAUAUAACAACAUCAGGUACACCGAAUAAAGAACCAGGAUCACUUCUUUUAUCAACACAAGUUAAUCUUUUAGCUCCAUCUCAAAUAUCUCUAAAUUAUGAACAAGAUGAUAUUGAAGACAGUUAUCAUCGUCAACAUAAUCGACAUCAUCAACAUGAAUUCAAUAUACCAAGAACUAGAUCAGAAGAUAUUUAUACUACUAGAGAUAUGAGUUCAUCGAAUUUAUAUCGUCCAAUUGAUAUAUUAGCUGGUCCAAGAAGUGCAUCAUGUACUCGAGUUGAUAUAACAUCAUCAUCAUUCUAUAAUGAUUAUAGAGUUAUGCCAUCACAUUUACAAGUAAGACGUGAAACUGAUGAACAUUCAUGGACAAGUGAAACACAAGUAUGGGAUGAAUAUCAAGAAACUUCAUCAAGAACCGUUUCACCUGAUGAAACAAGAGGUCAUCGAUAAAUUUGAAAGAAAAAACUAAACUAAACUAAACUAAAGAAUAAAUUACAUUUUCAUUAAUUUUGGAAUUGAAAUAAACAAAACGAAGAAUAAAUACAUUCCAGUAUACAUCACUGUCUAUCUAUUAUCAUUCAUUAACACAAUCAGACGCUUUUAGUGCUUAUGAAAUAUUUUAUAAAUUAAAUUGAACAAUGAAAUUCAAAUAAAAUGACAUUAGUAAAAAUAAAUCUAUUGUUUAUAUUUACAUAGAAAUUUUUAUAAAAGCAAUCAAUACUACUGCAAAUAUAUUAGAUAAUAAUUAGAAAACAGGAAAAAAAACUUUUUUUUAUUUUUAAAAAAAAAUCACUAACUCAUUGAUGCGGAUGCUCUGCUUUUUUUUUUUUUCUACAAUUUUCUUCGCUUUUUUGUUGUUGUUGCUGUUGUUCUCGUUGUUUGGUUUUUACAGUGUUUCGUUUUCAUUUAUCUGGGUACAUGUAUAACUAACUGCACAGAUGCACUCAUACACACACACACAUACACACAUUUAAUAUUAUUAAUCAAUGAACACAAUGUUCUUUCGUAUGAGAAAGAGUUUGUGUACCUUUUUCGUUUUGUAAUAAUAGUAUAAAUAAACAAAUAUAUAUAUAUAUAUAAAUAU